AUGACGUACCUUGAUGUUAUGUCAUUAAGUGAGAAAUGGCGAAGCAAUUGCAUGGCACACCUUCACGGCGAUGAUAGAAAGAAGAUACUGGUCAGUAAAGUAGAAGAUUUAGUGAAACGGUUCCAGAAAUGCGCUUCAGGAAAACGCGUAGAAGCAUCUUCAGCAGUCACCAACAGGACUCCUUGUCCGUCAGGACUGCCCAGUCGAAGGCCCGAAAAGUCCCAUUUGAGCCAUCUAUUCUAUCGUGAUCACUCAAAACUUCGAUGGGUUAAGCUCGCGCAUACAGGCGGAGAAAGUUGUCAAAGGCCUCGUCCUGCGACGCAAGAAUAUCUUCACGCUUUGCGAGACUCUGUCAAUGAACCGAACGCUGAGAUGACGCAGGCCAAGGUUGACGUUGGUAAAAGGUUUGAAAAUGAGGCAGGACACAACAGAUUUACCUGUAUUAACAAGUUGUACCCAGUACCACCCACUAGCAGCGGUCUCGCGGUGAAGACCAUUGACGGCAACUUGGAACUCCACCAGAGGUUUCCCCUGGCCUGGUGGAGCGGUGUUUCCGCGACUGUGUGCCUGCGUGUCGCGAGCAAGGGGUCCCCUACUUCACUGGCAUCCUCAUUUUUCAUCAAACUUGAAACCAUUCAAGAUGCGUGUCAUGCCUGA
Messenger RNA from Suillus subaureus, 657 nucleotides. RefSeq lists its product as uncharacterized. The coding region runs from base 1 to 657 and encodes 218 amino acids. NCBI's taxonomy places the organism in Eukaryota, Fungi, Basidiomycota, Agaricomycetes, Boletales, Suillaceae. The record is from RefSeq and is a predicted model, not a curated record. The transcript has 7 exons.